Messenger RNA from Oryzias latipes (Japanese medaka), 3455 nucleotides. Its product is annotated as BTB/POZ domain-containing protein KCTD16. Gene Ontology annotation, cellular component: signaling receptor complex; postsynaptic membrane; presynaptic membrane. The record is from RefSeq and is a predicted model, not a curated record. Gene Ontology annotation, biological process: regulation of G protein-coupled receptor signaling pathway; protein homooligomerization. Gene Ontology annotation, molecular function: protein binding. NCBI's taxonomy places the organism in Eukaryota, Metazoa, Chordata, Actinopteri, Beloniformes, Adrianichthyidae.
GACAUUUAAUGCAUUUAUUAUGUGUUUGACACUCUUAUUAACAAAAUUAGUGUUUUUUUAGUGAUAUUGCAUUCCAUUGUUCUGAAUUAAUCAAAAAUACUGCAUUAUCUUUUCAUUUACAGAUGUACUGAACCUUUGGAGCAAUAGUGCCAUAUGCACUACAGUGUGUGACCCACAUAAGUGCAUUUGCAAAAUGAUGACAAGCACUGUAAAUCCUUUAAUUCAGCCUUGAAUUUCAAACAUCCUACAGGCCCCCCGCCCCCCUACAGAAUUUCAGAGUUAGUGUGCAUCCAUGACUCUGACUUUAAACAGGUCCUGCAGAAAAUCUCAAGCAUCUCUCAGGAAAACAUGCUUUUUUUGAGGGGGUGAAUUUUUCUAACAGUUGCUAAAGAGGGAAAGAAGAGUCUAGUUCACAUCAAAUCGACAACAGAGGGAUCCCCUUUCACAUCCUGCCCCUGCGCCCUAGACCAGACAAGUGACACCUAGUACAUUCACACUGAGACAAGUGCCUCCUUUAUUUUUGUUACCAUUAUCGAUUUUCGAGCGCUAUACUGGACGGGAAAGGGCGACCAUGUAGAUCACCGGCUGUGUUGUUGUCGUUUUUGGUCACAUCUUGACACCCAGCCCUUCCCCUAGAUCCGGGAAGCAGCGUGUCAGCUAAAAGCCUUGAACGUGAAAGCACAAAGACUCUGUAAAGAAUCGGGGAAUUAAAAUCCGCAACGUUGGGAUGUUCAGACUGCAUUAGCGCCGAAUCCUCAACGCCAGCUGUUCACAGCCCGUGGUCAGAGCAGAAAAUCACGAUAAAGUGAACAGAUUGCGCCCGAAUCGGACAGUCAGUGGUGUAUUUAUCCAGAUCCAGUGGAAAUGGCAUUUUCCUUUAAGAUGAUGUAGGACAAACUUCACGGGCUGAUGUCUCUCCCUCCCUCUUUCUCUCUUCAUCGCACAGCUUGGAGCGCCGUUAUCUCCAACCUGCUGGUUGAGCUGUUUCCACACUCAGCAGUUUGGAGAGAUCUGUGCGCGCCGGAGACCCGAUUCCGUCCUCCUCACUGUGAAUGUUACAGCAUCACAGUCAGGAGCUUUCACUGGUUUUCAACUUCUGUUUGGAGUAAGUGGGAACUAAGAGCAAACGCUCUUAAAGGAAAACUAUUAUUUUUUUCUUUAUACAUAUUUUCUUUUGAAAAGAAGAGAAAUGACUGGAGUUCUUUGAAGUCACAUUAAGGAGCCAAUCGCAGUGGAUGUGCGUAACAUGAUGCUGGUUAUGAUAAUCGAUUUCCAAAAGAUGAGCUGCGGGGACGGGCGUUUACGCAGCGGAUUAAAGGAAAUAUUAUAGACACACCUUGAUUGCUCUGCCAUGAGACUGUGGAUGUGAUGACUGCAGCUUGAAAUCAAGAGGACCUGAGUGCCAGAGCACCAUGCAGCUGCAUAAAACGUGAACAUCUGGGACUUUUACGCUCGGUGAUCGGAUUUUCUUUGCGCAAGAACUGAAAAAUGGCUUUGAGUGAAAACUGCAAAACGCAACCAGCUAAAGAGCAGGGAACGGUGCAAAACCCUCCAACGGACGUCAUUGAGCUGAACGUGGGUGGCCAAGUGUACUACACUCGCCAUGCCACUUUGACAAGUAUUCCAAAUUCCUUACUUGGAAAGCUGUUCUCUAACAAGAAGGGGUCUUUAAACGACUUAUCCCGGGACCUCAGGGGACGAUAUUUCAUCGAUAGGGAUGGUUUCUUGUUUCGUUAUGUGUUGGAUUACCUCAGAGACAAACAAGUUGUUCUCCCGGACCAUUUCCCGGAGAGGGGGAGAUUGAAACGGGAGGCAGAGCACUUCCAGCUGCCGGAAUUGGUCAAACUCUUGUCGGCGGAUGAGUCCAAACUCUUUCCGGAUGACUUGUACUGCAGCGAUUUAGAAGAUGCGUCUCAGUGCAGCGAGAGGUUUUACUCCUCCUUUUCCUUUGACAGGAGGUACGGCUACAUCACGGUAACUUUCAUUGGAGCUUGCGCCGCAAGAAGCAGAGAAGGUCACACUGAAACCAAGAACAAGAAGUUGCCGAGAAUCUUCAUAAGCAGCAGGAUUGGUUUGGCCAAAGAGGUGUUUGGAGACGCCCUGAACGAGAACAAGGACGCAGACAGACCAUCGGACCGGUACACCUGCAGGUUUUAUCUGAAAUUCAAACACCUGGAGAGAGCUUUUGACAUGCUGUCAGAGUGCGGCUUUCACAUUGUGGCCUGCAAUACGUCCCUGACUUCAUCCAGCAUGGGUCAUUACACGGAUGACAGGGCUUGGUCCAAUCACUCACAGUACAUCUUUUACCGUGGGCCCUCUCGGUGGUCCUCGUCUCACUGUGACUGCUGCUGCAAGAGCCACAAAAGCGAGCGUGAAGGGGAGAGCGGCACCUCUUUGAACGACCUUUCCACCUCCUGCUCUGAGACCCAGUCCGAAGCCAGUUCCCCUCAAGGGACUGUGAUUCGCGGCCCCGUCAGCCGGCAGUCCAACAUCCAGACACUGGACCGCUCCCUCCCCAAGGGUCCGGUCCACAUGCUGCAGCAGGCAGACAUGCGCCGCAAGACAGAGAUGCUCCGGGUCAGAACCUUUGGUGUUCGGGAACGAGAGGCUGCAAAGAGGAAAGCGAACAAGGAGAAGAUGACUCCUGAACAGGAGCUAGAGAAAUGCAUCCAGGACUUCCGCCGCAUUAGAAUUCCUGAUCACUUCCCGGAAAGGAAGUACAUGUGGCAAUCAGAGCUCCUAAGAAAAUACCGUCUCUAAAGAAAAAAACGGUACAGGUCUAUCAUCCAGCCCUCAACAAAUAGUAUUUAUUAUAUAAGCAAUACACUGCAAUCCCUAGACACAUACUGUAACGUGAAAAAAAACCCCAUCCAAACGCAAAGCAGUGUGAACCAUGGAUUCUUAAACUUUGCACAUUUGUUGUGUAUAUUCUGCACAGGUAUAAAUCAAACAGACAUUAAACCCACCUCUCUGCAUGCAGAGAGAGCUAAGAGGCAGCCAUAAUACAGGUUAGAGCAUCACUAACAACAAAGCAACCUCAGGGGAAACAUCAUUUCAGCUCACAUACUCCUCACCCACUGUAUGUGCAAUCGCCCACAGUUGUUUUUAGGAACGGAUGCACCCAGAUGGUGUGGUGAGUUAGCAAAGGAGUCCCAAUGAAUUUCACUGAUAGCACACAUAUGUUACUACGCUCCAGUAAUGGCACUGCAUGUCAUUUCACCCUUAGCAUAAUAAUGCAAUAUCAAACAAAGUUUAAUUUCACUUCUCUGUCUGAUGGAGGGAUUGAGGGAAGCACUGCCUUGAUCUGUUUGCCACAUUUGAACAUUUGUCUGAACUUGUCAGUAUGUAUAGGUUAGAUAAUUUUGUGUAGGUAGAAUUAUGAAAUACCAUUGAAUAUUGAAAUAAUCUUUGGUUGUGAAUGUUCAGAGAAAGUAAAUAAAUGGGUAAGAGUUGUA